CAAAUGCAUUUCUUUAUCAAAAUCAAAACAAAGGAAAGCCAGAGAAGUCUGACUGAGCUGUUAUCAAACUUCCCAAAAAUUCUCCAAAAAUCAACCAAUUUCAAACCGAAGUCUCGCCAUGGGUAAGAUAUUCCUUGAUCACAUCGGAGGCCUAAAGCUGUACUCGUGCAAAGCCUGCGAAACCAAUCUGACCAACAAACGAGAACUGAUCAGCACUCGUUUCACGGGGGCCACUGGAAGGGCCUUUCUUUUUAAACGCGUCGUCAAUUUGACCUUUUCUUCGGUGCAGGAUCGAGUCAUGCUGACCGGACGCCACAUGGUUCGGGACGUGAUGUGCAAGAACUGCAAAGCCAAGCUCGGAUGGAUGUACGAAUUUGCGACGGAGGAAUCUCAGAAAUAUAAAGAAGGCAAAGUAAUAUUGGAACACGCUUUGAUUACCGAGUCUGAGGGAUUCCCAGAAGUGUGACCUUUCCUAAUCGACUCUGUCGAAUUCUGAAACAAAAUUACUGUUAAUGAUCUGAUAGAAUAACAAAAGAUGUUCAUAAUCAUAUAACAGCUUCAGCCACAAUAGGAUUAUUUAACGCUAAAUCUUUUUUUGUGAUCUAAUUUGCAUGGAUCGCGUCUUAGUGGACAUUCUUUACAAGUCUAAAAGACGGAUUCAUACUUUUACAUUUUCGAAGUUGAGCACUAAAUUUAAGUAUUAAUAAUUAUCUUAUGAAUAAAUCAAUAAAUCGGUGUUUAUUCGCGAAUAAAAAAAUAAAAUUAAUGCUAAGGAAACAAAA
This is a messenger RNA of Armigeres subalbatus, 782 nucleotides long. RefSeq names its product protein yippee (gene Yippee). The coding region runs from base 119 to 466 and encodes 115 amino acids. Gene Ontology annotation, cellular component: ubiquitin ligase complex. The record is from RefSeq and is a predicted model, not a curated record. The transcript is spliced from 2 exons. NCBI's taxonomy places the organism in Eukaryota, Metazoa, Arthropoda, Insecta, Diptera, Culicidae.